Messenger RNA from Fusarium coffeatum, 591 nucleotides. RefSeq lists its product as uncharacterized. The record is from RefSeq and is a predicted model, not a curated record. Lineage: Eukaryota; Fungi; Ascomycota; Sordariomycetes; Hypocreales; Nectriaceae. Bases 1 to 591 code for a protein of 196 amino acids. The transcript has a single exon.
AUGGCAAUCUUUCUCCCCGACCAAACCUGGAGGGAUAUUGAGUCUCUCAUCCGUGAAGCCCUCAGUGCUAGGGAGACAUACCGAACACAAGCCCAAAACGCCCGCACCUCAGCCGCAGCCUGGAAACCCGUCAUGAAACUCCUAUCCAAGUUCCCCGAAAACACAUUCAAUCACACUGAGGUCACCGACAUCAACCCAUACGGGAGAGAAGUGCUCGUCGCUUUUACAGAAGGUAUCUGGGCAUUCAGCCUUGGGCCUAUCCUACAUGAUCUGGACUGUCCUCAGACUGCCACAGACCUGUACUCGUAUUUUGCUCAGGACUUGUACCAAGUUUGGUACAAUACCGACGGCAGAGGACGUACUUAUGCAACCCUGUUCAGUGAAGUGACGAACAGUGUGGCGGAUUAUAAUCUGAUCACGAUGGAUGCCGUCGCACGACAGGGGCUGGUCAAUUCGCCACGAGCAGCUAUGGCUGCGCAUGCUUGGAUCAUUACGAACGCCAUGCAUGGGAAUAACGAUUGGGAGAUGAUACAGAGAGCUAGAGAGCUUUGGGAAGCGAGAUGUGGACCUUUUGUGGUAGCUACGAAUUAG